AUGCACAUGAACAUCCCACUGAAUGAGGCAUUACAGCAGAUGCCGAAGUAUGGGAAGUUUCUGAAGGAGGUGAUAGCCCAGAAGACCAGUUGGGGGCAGGUAGACACUAUUAAUCUAACUGAAAAUUGCAGCGCUCUGCUGCAAAGGAAACUGCCUGCCAAGCUGAAGGAUCCUGGAAGUUUCACUGUCGACUGCCUCAUUGGGGGCUAUAAGGUGGAGAAUGCUCUCUGCGAUCUAGGCGCGAGCAUUAAUCUAAUGCCACUAUCAGUGUUCAAGCAACUUAACAUCGGUACUUUGAAGCCCACCUCAGCCACACUACAGAUGGCAGAUAGAUCUGUCGCAUAUCCAGAGGUCACCGUGGAAGACCUACUGAUUAAGGUCGGGGAAUUUAUUUUUCCCGUUGACUUUAUGGUCUUGGACAUGGAAGAAGAAAAGGGAGUCCCCCUACUGCUAGGACGUCCCUUCCUUACCACUGUUGAGGAAAAUAUAAACGUGAAAAAGGGAGAGUUGACAAUCUUCAUGGGAGAAGAAAGAGGUUUAGCUGCAGCCUUUUUCGCCGUAGGCAACCUGGAUCCAGAUCCUUUACACUUCAUCAGGCCUUGA
Salvia splendens (bonfire salvia) is the source of this 603-nucleotide messenger RNA. RefSeq lists its product as uncharacterized. Lineage: Eukaryota; Viridiplantae; Streptophyta; Magnoliopsida; Lamiales; Lamiaceae. Bases 1 to 603 code for a protein of 200 amino acids. The record is from RefSeq and is a predicted model, not a curated record. The transcript is spliced from 2 exons.